Messenger RNA from Leptomonas pyrrhocoris, 1239 nucleotides. RefSeq names its product splicing factor ptsr1-like protein. Bases 145 to 1239 code for a protein of 364 amino acids. The transcript has a single exon. The record is from RefSeq and is a predicted model, not a curated record. Lineage: Eukaryota; Euglenozoa; Kinetoplastea; Trypanosomatida; Trypanosomatidae.
GAAUUAUUUUUUCCCUUUACCUCAUCUUUAACCCUCUGUUUCGUUGUUGUCUCGUUCUAGCUCGUCCCUUCUUCUUCAUUUUACUGUUACUAUUACUAUUUCUACAACCAUACCUGCCGCCGUCAUCUUGAGGCUUUUGCGUUCAUGUCGCAGUCCGCCAGUCGUAGUGCAAGCCGGUCCCCGGCUGGCAGCCGCAGCUCCAGCCGCAGCAGCUCGAACUCCAUGAAGUUGCCGGAGCCGGCGCCGCCGGUGGAGAACGGCAGCACCGCCGUCGCCGCCGCCGCCUACCCGUCCUCUCAGGAGGCGGCACGCGAGGUGGCGUCUCUCUUCAUCGGCCUCGGCCCGGAAGGCCGCUCCGUCAAGGCGGACGAGCUUUUGGAUCUCCUCCGGUCCAAGGCCCUCAACCCGGCCAACAUCCACGACAUCCGCCUGCGUGGCCGCUGCGCCUUCGCCGACACCACGACCGUCGAGGAGGCGCGCCACCUCAUCGCGGAGCUAGACAACUCCACCUUCAAGGAGACGAUUCGCCUGUCUGUGCAGAUGAGCAAGCAGACCCUGAGCGAGGCACAGCAGAAGCGCAAGGAGCGGGAGGAGACCCGCGUCAGCAACCGCAGCGAGGUCGCCGCCAACGGAGGCUGCCAGGUGUUCAUCAACCUCGGUCCGAAGGGCGGCGCCAUCACCGACGAUACCCUCCGCGCCCGAAUCGAGAAGCUGUGCCCUAUUAUUAAAAUGGAGCGUCGCGGCUACUGCGUGUACGUGGAUGUGCACACGCCAGCGGACACGCAGAAGGUCGUGGCGGACUUGAACGACACCGUCAUAGAGGACGUGCGGCUCGUCGCGAUGGUGAGCAUGCUGCGGCGCAAGCGGGAGCGGGAGACAGCGGCGCGACGCGGCGAGCGCAGCCCGCGACGCGACGACCGGCGGGACGUCCUCCCUUCCUCGCGGCGGCGACGCAGCGGGAGUCGCGAUGGCGGCCGUCGUGACCGCCGUCGCACGCGUCGCAGCUACACGCCGUCGUCGCGCAGCUCUUCCCGCUCCCACAGCCGCGGCCGGCGCAGCUACUCGUCCGAGUCGGUCGACUCGCGUGAGCGCCGUCGCGAGGGGCGUCGUGGGCGUCGAGAUGACCGCCGCGAUGAUCGCCGUGGCGACCGCCGUGAUGAUCGCCGUGGCGACCGCCGUGAUGAUCGCCGUGGCGACCGCCGUGAUGAUCGUCGUGGCGACCGCCGUGACCGCCGUUGA